AUGGCCAUCAUCACUACGCCGCGUCUUCAUAGGGACGAGCGCGGGCUCGCUCAGCAAUAUGAGCGACGCUCGCCUCAGGAAGGCACCUCUGCUUCCCCCACUGCAUCUCCCAGUGCGGCUCCCACACAAGGACCUGAGGUGAUACGGCUUUCGACGUCGACGAAAUCCCUGGCCAUCGUCAUCGCCGUUCUGGGCACCAUAGUAUUGGGUAUCGCGGUUUGGAGGCUCGUGGCAUGGAGGCGUAGGAGACGCACUGCCCCCUCCACUCUGCAGAACAACCGGUCGUUUGAAAAGGCCUUCACCCCUUUCCCUCCCUCCAAGGAGGGCAAGGCCGGUGACCUGGAGGCGUAUGUUCAGCAGCCCCAAAAGGCGGUUCUGUUCCCCGCCGUGCCUCGCGCAUCCGCAGGUGUCAAUUGGGUCCCGCAAGUCAAGCCCACGAUUUACGUACCCUACGAGAGCAAGAGCGCGGACGACAGCUCCGACGACGAGUCCGAGGAGAUGACAGAGAAAUCGCUCUCCCAAAUGGUCGUGCUAACCAAGUCCCAGAAUGUGUCGCCGCCCCCAUCAUAUGGCAGCGAGAAGGGUCGAAAGAUACAAUCAUCGUUCACCCGCUCGAUGCCGCCACCGCCCCCUGCGCCUAGGGACAACAAAUCCACAUCUAUACCCCCCACGCCGCCGACACCCCCCGCGUCCUUCAAGCUUAAGGUUGAAUCUUCGCGUAGCUCGAUACCUCCUCCGGAGCCAAGUCCCCGAUCUGCGUCCUUCGGCGCGCAGAUUUGCAAGACCAAGUCACUGUCGAAGACAUUAUCGAGAAGCUCACGCAGCCAUGCCAAGGCUAAUAAGCUCCCGCGCCUCAUGCACGUAGUGACAACGUUCCAGCCCUCGAUGGAAGACGAGCUUUCCGUCCAAGUGGGGGAGACGCUCCGACUUCUGGAGGAAUAUGAGGAUGAAUGGUGUCUAGUGCAGCGCGUAGGGCGCUACGACGCCGAGAAGGGCGUCAUCCCGCGCUUCUGCCUCGUCGAGCGGCCCACCGUGGUCGUACCCUCCACGCAGAAGCAAGCGAUGCGGACGCCGACGUCUUUCGCGUCGUGA
This is a messenger RNA of Gloeophyllum trabeum ATCC 11539, 1092 nucleotides long. RefSeq lists its product as uncharacterized. Gene Ontology annotation, molecular function: protein binding. Lineage: Eukaryota; Fungi; Basidiomycota; Agaricomycetes; Gloeophyllales; Gloeophyllaceae. The transcript has 2 exons. The record is from RefSeq and is a predicted model, not a curated record. The coding region runs from base 1 to 1092 and encodes 363 amino acids.